CGCCCAUGAUCCUUUAUUUGUUUGUACACACAACGAACGGCUCAUAUGUAUGUGCAUCAGAUGUGCAUGCGUGUGUUUGUCUGUCUGGGAGGGGAGGGAAUGUACACCGUGGCAUCCACGCCUAGCUCGAUAAAACAGUGCCGACUGUAGAAAACAGUGCUUGACUGACUACACACACAAUUGUACAUUCACGAAUUAUCGUGUCGUCCCAUGACAAACGUGCCUUCAUGCGUAUGCCUGGAGGGACGGACUGACUCAUCUCUCGGCCCGCAAACUGAAGAGCUGCGGUCUGCUGCCACGCAGCUGAUGAGCUGCUGACUCCCGUCACCAUGACAACUCCUCCACGCCACAGACAGACAGACAGACAGACAGAAGACUGUGUAGGUGUCAUCAGCUGAAAUGGUGCCUUACCUUCAGUGACGACCUGAGAAGUGCCGGUGGAUAACUCGUCGACCGAACACGACCGCCUCUCCCGCCUUAGUUCACUUAGGUGAGUAAUGGUUGAGUUCCCUCAUCAGGGGCUGCCCGCUGCUGCCGCCUCUCAUUGAAGCGGCGCCACCACUUCACCAAAAAGAAGGCGCUCUCUCUCCGCCACAUCUCCUCCUUCUCGGGACUCCACAGUGGACCUGACACACACAGGCGCACACACACACACACACACGUGGAGAGGGAGAGUCAGGCAGGCAGGCAGUCCUGCUGUGUCGGUGUGGCGCCUCACCCAGCCAGAUGGCGUAUACAUCGCGGUGUUGCAGGUCGCGUACUUCGUACUCACCGUCUGUGCCAAUGAAGCGCACCUGACAACACCGACACUUUGGACACCAAUGGAAUGAGUCCCCUCUUACUGGUUUGGCCGACCAGUCUGUUGGCCUCCAGUCCGCGACAUUUGAACUUUUUCCAUAUCAGCUUCGCAUUGUAGGCCUCCCCUGCCAUGCCGGUCCAACGGCGCAGUCGGCACACCUCUGGGUGGUCUUUGUAGUACACCAGCACGUCCUUGUAGCCCUCGCACUCGGGAGGCCAGGGGCCUCGCCAUCGAGGAGGGCGGGCAGGCCGCUGGGAAACGUCAAACACCCUCCUAUAAAGGUGCAGGGGACGUCGCCACAUCCUGAGCAGGG
Vitrella brassicaformis is the source of this 1112-nucleotide messenger RNA. The record is from the annotation of a GenBank genome assembly. NCBI's taxonomy places the organism in Eukaryota, Vitrellaceae.